This is a messenger RNA of Thecamonas trahens ATCC 50062, 4624 nucleotides long. RefSeq names its product Na-Ca exchanger/integrin-beta4. Gene Ontology annotation, biological process: metal ion transport; cell communication. The transcript has a single exon. The record is from RefSeq and is a predicted model, not a curated record. Bases 1 to 3993 code for a protein of 1330 amino acids. Gene Ontology annotation, cellular component: membrane. NCBI's taxonomy places the organism in Eukaryota, Apusomonadida, Apusomonadidae.
AUGCGCACCCACUUGCUGAUGGUGGUGCUGGCGGCGCUUGCCGUUGCCGCGGCAGGUCAGGCCGGACGGGUCCUGCUCGACCCGGAGACGCAGACGGUGAGCGAAGACGUGGCCAACGCAGCCAUUAAGGUCAUCCGGCUCGGCGGCUCGACGGGUGUCGUCUCGAUCGACUAUACCACCACCGACGGAAGUGCGACGGCUGGCGCUGACUACUACGCUACCUCGGGCACACUGUCGUGGGCCAACGGCGAGGGCGGGUUCAAGACCAUCAACGUAGGCAUCAUCCAGGACGCCGUCUUUGAGGGCCAGGAGACCUUUACGCUUGCGCUCUCCAACCCGACCGGCGGUGUGGUGCUUGACGCGCCCAACGUCGCCACCGUGACCAUCGACACCUCGGACCAGGUCGCCGGCACCCUCGGCCUCGAGUUUUCGUCAUACGCUGUCGUCGAGGGCAAUACGCUCUCGGCGCUCGUCCUGCGGACCGGCGGCUCGGAUGGCCCGGUCUCGGUCACCUACGAGACCCUCGCCGGAACCGCUACUGCGCCGUCGGACUUUACUGCAGCUUCGGGCGUGCUCUCGUGGGCGCACGGCGAGUCUGGCGGCAAGGCCAUCGCCGUGCCCAUUGUCGACGACGCCGUUUUCGAGCCGGCUGAGUCGUUCCGCAUCUCGCUCUCCAACUUUCAGGGCGGCGCGCUGGUCGGCACCAAACAGGCCCUCGUGACCAUCGCCAAGUCGGACCAGGUCGCCGGCUCGGUCGGCUUCCAGACCGCGUCGACCGUGGUGGCCGAGAACGUCGGCCUCAUCACUGUCUACGUCGAGCGGACUGGCGGCUCUGACGGUCUCGUCACCGUCGACUUUGUGCCUGUUGACGUUACCACCACUGCCGGCCUCGACUACACCGUCACGCCGGGCACCCUCAGCUGGGCCUCGGGCGACUCGUCGGCCAAGCCCAUCAGCAUCAACAUCAUCGACGACUCCGACUUUGAGAUGAACGACGAAGAGUUCACCAUCCGCCUGCAGAACGCCGCCGGUGGCGUUUCCAUCGACGCCACCAAGUCGUCGUUCUCGGUCGUCAUCCAGGGCCCGUCCGACCAGGAGGCCGGCGCCAUCGCCUUCUCGCCCACCACCUACACCAUCGCCGAGUCAGCCGGCUCCAUCACUGCCAUCCUCACUCGAGUCAACGGCAAGGAUGGCCCGGUCUCGGUCUCGGUCCAGACCGCAGACUUUGAGGCGCUCGCGGGCUCCGACUACGUCGCCAAGACUGGCGUCAUCUCGUGGGCCAACGGCGAGUUUGGGCCCAAGGGCUUUGUUGUUUCGCUCCUCGACGACGCCGUCUUUGAGCCAAACGAGAUUUUCACCAUCCACGCCUCGGACCCGACCGGCGGCGUCGAGCUGGACGUCAACAACGAUACCGCCACUGUCACCAUCGCCCGCUCCGACCAGGAGGGCGGGGUCAUCAGCCUGCCCAAGACUCUGUUCUCGGUCCAGGAGGACGUCGGCGCCAUCCAGAUCCAGGUUUCCCGCACCUCGCCCGUCGCCGACGGCGCCGUCUCGGUCCAGUACUCUACCAUUGAUGGGAGCGCUGUCGGCGGCACCACCGGCGGUGACUUUUUGCACACCUCGGGAACCCUCACUUGGGCCGACAAGGACAACACGACUCGCUCCAUCUUCCUCAUCAUCAACGACGAUGCCGAAUUUGAGAACCUCGAGUCGUUCACUUUCCAGCUUUUCGACGUCCAGGGCGGCGCCAGCCUCGGCGCCUCGACCGCCACCAUCUCCAUAGCUGGGAAUGACCUGCGCCCUGGGUACGUAGCGUUUGAGGCCAACGGAGCGGCGUGCAGUGUCUGUCAGACCUCGGUCGUCGAGUCCAUUGGCACCGUCGUCCUCCAGGUUCAUCGCCUCGACGGCUUCAACUCGCCGGUCUCGGUCUCGUUCUCGGUCCUCGCCGGCACCGCCUCGACCUCGCAAGACUUUCUCGACUCGUCCGGCACCCUCACUUGGCCCAACGGCGAUGCGAAGCCCAAGAACAUUUCUAUCACCAUUCUCGACGACACCAUCUUUGAGGGUCCCGAGUCGUUCCUUGUCCUCCUCCACUCGCCGUCGGGAGUCACGCUCGGCGAGCACGACAACGCAACCGUCACCAUCAUUGGGCCCAACGACCAGGUUGGUGGCACCGUGGGCUUUGAGGCCGCCUCGCUCGCCGUCUUUGAGGAGGAUGGCUCUGUCUCUGUCAACGUCCGCCGCGAGGGCGGCGACGACGGCCCGGCGCAGGUCGCCUACGCUAUGGUCGCCGAAUCGGCCGUCAAUGGCUCGGACUUUAUCAUGUCUUCGGGCGUGCUCUCGUGGGCCGACCAAGAUGCUACCGUCCGGACCAUUGUUGUCCAGCUCAUCGACGACACUGUUUUCGAGACUCAAGAACUGUUCCGGGUCGUCCUCUCCAACUACGUCGGCGGUGGCAGCCUCGGUCUUGCCUCGGUCAACGUCUUCAUCGAGGAGUCAGACCGCAUCGCCGGAACCAUCCAGUUUGCUUCCGCGCUCUACCGGUUCGACGAGUCGGUCGGCACCUUUGCGCUCGAGGUGACCCGGAUCAAUGGAACAGAUGGCCUUGUGACCGUCGACUUUUCGUCUCUCGCAGGCUCGGCCACCGCCGGCGUCGACUACUCGCUCGCCUCGGGCUCGCUUGUGUGGGCGUCAGGCGAGAGCGGAUCCAAGCUGGUGACCGGCUCCAUCGUCGACGACUCGAUCUAUGAGGUCUUUGACGAGUCGUUCACCGCAGUCCUCUCCAACCCGACCGGCGGCGCUACCCUCGGCUCGCCGGCCACCGCCGCAGUCCUCAUCACCGGGCCCAACGACUUUGUCGCCGGAAUGCUCCAAUUCUCGGCAACCUCGUACUCGGUCAUCGAAGAGUCGGGCGAGGCGCUGCUCACCGUCCAGCGCACUGGCGGCUCGGACGGCCUCGUCACCGUCAGCUACUCGAUCACGCCGGGCACUGCCACGCCCGAUGUCGACUACCGUGCCGCCAACGGGACGCUCGUCCUCCCGGACACCGUCACCCAGGUGACCCUCCGCAUCCCCAUCUACGACGAUGCCGUCUACGAGCGCAUCGAGUCGUUUGCAGUCUCACUCGCGCCGCCCACUGGGGGCGCCUCCCUCUCGCCCUCCCUCUCUACCGCCACCGUCUUUGUCUUUGACGACGUCGACCGCACCCCGGGCGAGCUUGUCGUCCCGUGCGCUGUCCUCGCCGUCGACGAGGACGCCGGCUCGCUCGAGGUCAAGGUCGAGCGCCGCAACGGAGCCGACGGCUUUGUCUCGGUCGAGGCCAUCGUCCUCAACGGCACGGCUCUCAUCGGUUCCGACAUUGCCGCCAACGGCGGCGGCACCGCCCGCUACGCGCUCAACUGGACAGAUCUCGACGACUCGGCUGCCUCGUUCCACAUCAACAUCAUUGACGAUACGCUGUACGAAGUGCCCGAGGUCUUCUACAUCCAGCUCGCCAACCCGACCGGCGGUCCGACCGUCGACACCUCGUCGCGCAUCGCGGUCUACAUCCGCGGCCCCAACGACGUCGAGAACGAGGUGCCGGCCGCGCUGCGGUCGGCAACCGUGGCCAAAGACCAGUCGUCGUGGGAGUGGGCUGGCCCGCUCUUCCUCGGCGUCUCGCUCCUCCUCCUCCUCCUAGUACUCCUCUUCCUCAUCCUUUGCAUCAUCUACAUGCGCUCGUCGCGGCAGCCCAUGCCCGUUGCCGUCGACCGCCACCAGGUCGCCGUUGACCCGCACCAGACCCCGCACAAGACCGAGGUCCUCGAAGUCCGCCACGUCCGCGCCUCAGCCGGCGGUGCCGAUCUCGACUCGACCCGCCUUGUUGACGACUACUCGUACUCGGCUGCCGCCGGAAACUGGGCCGAGCCGGGCGAGGGCUACGAUGACGAUGACAUCAUCUUUGACGACUACGAGUACGACGAGCCGCGAUCGGCAGACGCGGCGUACAUGUAGUGCACGCCAUUCUGCCACAGCACUGUAACAUCCAUCUCGCACGGAACGCUGGGCUCCUUGGCGGGUGCCGCAGUCGGCUCGACGCGAUGCAGAACUAGCCCUCCGUCCGCGGCGCGAUGCGCGGCGAGUCUGCACGCUUGUCGAUCAACGCCGAGCGUGUGGGGAGGGAGCAAAGCCAGCCAGAAUGUGUUUACGAGAAUGUGCCACGUGCGUUCAAAGGACACAGUCUCCUUUCCGCUACACUGCCAAGCUUUUGAGCAAGCCCAGGAUGACACCAAAGUUGCCCUCGCCCGUCCGUCCGCGCCCGCCAGAGGCCUCGGUCAUGAGAUGGGCAAAGAGCUGGCGAACAGCCAUGUGCAGGAUGCCCAGCGCGUCGCCGACCGAGUUGCCGACCGAGAUCAAGCCCAUCAAACCCUUGGUCCACGAGUCCUUGAGUACCAAGACGAGGCCGGCCAUUUCCGACGGCGACCAGGCAACGCCGAGCUCGCGGCAAACGCCAAAGAGCACGGCGUAGUUCAUCGUCGCGAGCUCGGGAUGCACCAAGUGGUCGAGCCAGACCACGGUCCGCGCAGACUUGAUAACCCGCUUCUUGUCGGGCCGCUUUGUGCGGACCAUAAACUUGCCGGUCGUG